This is a messenger RNA of Durusdinium trenchii, 1704 nucleotides long. The record is from the annotation of a GenBank genome assembly. NCBI's taxonomy places the organism in Eukaryota, Dinophyceae, Suessiales, Symbiodiniaceae.
AUGAGUGGGAGUGAGGAGGAAUGGCAGCCGUGUGGCAAAGCUUCAGCCGUUGCCUACAUAGAAGUGAAUGGGCAACGCUUGCAAGAGGCCAGUGCUGUCGAGCUGCAGCAUUUAGAUCGUGUUGUUCUUGGACGAUCGGUGAUGCUUUAUGCCUUUGUAAGACCCGGCACCUCAAUUCAUGAUCUUCCGGCUGACAGAUUGCCCGCAGCGCGCCCCUCACAACAAGAAUUGUUAAUUCUAGAGAUUCUGGGAAAGGAGAGAGCUGAAGAGCCUGGCCAGCGGCAAAUGGCUUUGAAGUUCAUGGCAGACUUGAAGAAGAAUAACCUGGACACUGAUGGAGCUACCUCUGUGCAAGAAUUUCUGUUGAUGGCUCGCAAGGCUGCGCAAAUGGUGGAGGAGGCAAAUCAGAUCACAGCAGAAGUGAAACCUGGAGGCCAAACCAACUUGAAGUUUGAGCUUUGUGCCAUUGCCCCCAUUCUGGCACUUGGCUAUGGCCGCUCUUGCUGCCCAGAACUCAGCGUCCGCUUGGUGCGUCACAUUUCACCUUCGCAGGCGAAGGCCAGAGCUUCAGCCACAAGUGCCAGGCGUGCAUCCCUUCACUCCAGUGAGAUUUUGCUGGAACAGUUUGCCUCUGGAACUGGGAGUGGAGGCUCCACAGAUUCAGAGGUUCUGUACAACUGGACUUUUGAGAAGUUUUGCUCACGCCUGCAGAUCAUGCAAGAAGUGUGGCAGGCACAUUCACAAGAUCCUGACAACUUCGAUUUGGAUGAAUUCAAUCACCCCUGGUCAGAGCAAGGGCCCAGUGAACUGGCAGAGUUGAGGCAACGUUAUGAUAGCCUGCGUGACAGCAUUGUAUCAGCAGGGAAUGCGAGAAGCUCCUACGUGUCGCAUCAACAAGCACUACCUGCCUUGGGCGUGCAUUUCAGGCGCCCCAACGAAAGGCUCGAAGAAGAGAACCAGCGAUUGCGCCAGCAAGUGAGUGAGCUGAGCAGUGUGCUCCGCAAUUCUUAUGCAGGCUCCCAUGGCAUGCAUACGAGCCAACCAGCUGUGCACGCUCUUGCCCCACCGCAAGGACAAAGCGAAGUACCAAGUUCGCUGAAGGGAAUUUUGGAUUUGUCCAAGACAAACCUACUUUUGGUCUUGGACCUUUUCGACACGCUCUCACGGCUCAGCAAUAGCAUGCUCAAUGCAUCGGCAGCAUGUCUCCAGACCACUCCAGAUAGCACAGCUGUUGAUGAGGCACGCCAGCGCUUGGCGGAAGCAUCCGAAGACCUUGCGGCCUUUUUUGCUGAGACGUCUCCCAACCUCGGAGCGUUUCCACACCUCGGAGCGGAGCCAAUCGGAGUCGAUCGUCUCCAAACACAUAUUGGGCGACAACCCUGCCCUGCCGCCAGCCCCAGCUUGCCAGAACCAAGGGCCCAAAGCAGUGCCCAUGUCCUCCAACAAUUCGCGCUCUCCACAUCAGUCACUGGACCUAUGAGACCCAUUGGACCCACAACGCACUCUGCAGAGUCCCCCCAUGCUGUGAUCGUGGGCGGCUUCCCAAAAGUGCAAGGAGCUUAUUUCUUUCCGGCCUCGGAUGUGAGUGAUCGGAGACACCCAAUUCAAUCACAAGUUCGACAAAUCCGCAAUGAGAACCGCAGUGACCUUGCACCUGCUGUACCAGCAGAAGGUCGAGCGUUGGGUGUGUUUCACUCAAACUGA